Molecule: messenger RNA, 6024 nt
Organism: Nilaparvata lugens (brown planthopper)
Lineage: Eukaryota; Metazoa; Arthropoda; Insecta; Hemiptera; Delphacidae
Product: lysosomal-associated transmembrane protein 4B
Exons: 6
Coding region: 1797-2867 (356 amino acids)
Cellular component (GO): lysosomal membrane
Source: RefSeq, a predicted model, not a curated record
GUUGUUGAUUUGGCUCAGUGAAGGUUUACGUGUUGUAGAUACAUAUUUGUUGAACUGAAUUUCAUAAAAUCGCUGACAUUUAUUCAAAUAUCUAACACAUAUUAUUAAGUGUAGCAGUAGCAGUGUGUUUAAAGAACCUCUAUUUAAUUGGUAUAAAUCUGAAUUCACUUUCAAUUUUUGUAAUUCAUUGAAAAACAUAUUUUCAUUAACAGUACAGUAUUCGUUCUACAUUUUAUCAUCUUUAAGGCCGUUUGCACAGCCUAAACUGAACAAACUAUUCACCUUUUCAUCUAUAAAAUUUGCACGGCCAUUAUUAGAGAAUUGAUACCUUUGUAUGAUUGUAGUGAUUGAUUCUUGUAACUUGAAGGUGAUAAAAAUAAAAGCAAAUUUCAAGUUGUAAUUAAAAAUGAAAUAUGUCUUCUAAUGAAUUACAAAUUUGAAAAAAUAAAUCUGAAACAUGGUACCGUUUUAAGUAGUGAUUGAUUCUUGGAACUUUAUGAUUGAAACAUUUCUUGAAUUCUGAAUUGAUUGAAAGUCUUGAAAUUAUACUGUCGCAACCACUUACUUAUUGAAAAAUUUGAGGAACUUCUUUCGGUUUUUAAAUUAUUAGCAAUUUUUUUAAACUGAAAGCAUAAGCAUUUGCUCUGCUGCUCGAUGUUUUGAAGCUUUUGGUUUACUAGAUAAUUAUAAUUGUGUAAUAACCGAAACUAUUAUCUUAAUUUUUCUACUGUUUAGCGGCUUUGUCAAAGUUUAGUAGUUCUAUUUAGUUUAGAUAAUUACCAUUACUGCUGCAUAGAUACUGUAUUACUAAAAUUCUAUAUCAGAGUAUUUACUAGCUAACAAUACUAUCAAAACUGAUAAAUCAAACUAAUAUAAUGCUAUCAAAUCUUAUGAUAUCUUUUCUCUAUGGUAAUACUAUCAAAUGUUGAUACUGUAUUAUCAAAUCAUUAUCUCUUCCAGAUUCAAAGUUGAAAUAUUUUUAUUUUAUGCUUUUAAUUUUCAAGUAUAUUAUUUUCAAGCUUGCAAAUAAAUUUGUUAUCUAUGAUCCAUAUUCUUGUAACUCUUGCACAUUUAAGCGAUGUAAUAUAGAUUGGUGAUAAAACAGCCUUAUCACAAUCACCCAACUUUAUUGUCAUAUUAAACCUUGUUGAAAUUGACUCACUAUAAUUGAAUUUUUGUCAUGAUAAUUUGAGAAUCCUAGUAAUUUGACGAUAAAAACUUGAUAAUGCUUGCAUUUUGCAAUUAUGAAAUGUUUGUUGAAAGAACGUGUGAUAGUGUUGAAACAUUCCGGAAAUAUAAACUCAAAUAAAUGGAACAUUCUCACUUUCAAACUUGCCGUAAUAAAUGACAAAAUUAAAAUAGAUAUGAAUAAUUUUGUUCUAAAAUAAAAGAUAUUCCACUUUGCCGACUCAAAUAUGAGUCAUGCUGUUGCUUACAGUAUUUUUUUUUACUUUUAAUCAAUGGUGAUGUGACUAUUAGCAAAUUUUAGUGUAAACAUUUUCUACACUAAUUUCCGUUCCCUUAUCAUACCGACAUUAUCUUCUAUUAAAUUGUGCAAUGAUGACGAUGCUCCUCAAUAUCUAUGAUAUUUUACUGCACUGCAAUUCAUUGAUUUCAAUAGCAUUGUCUCUAUUGUUAUCAUCAUCAGUUCUUUGUAAUUGAAUAAUAAAUUAUUGUAUUGAACCGAGUUCUAUUGCGAUUAUAGCCAAAUGUGACCUAUCUCUUUUAUACAGCCACUGAGACAGUUCGGGAAUUAGUUUUAAUUUGUGUGUUAGUUCGUUCAGUGAUUUGUAACUAUGAACAGUUUUCCUAGAUGGGAUAGACCUCGUGUUUCAAUUGAUGAUGCGAUGCAAAAUUUCACAUUGAAGUUCGGAGAUGCGAGAAAUAACUGGAAAUGUUGUUUCUGUUGCCAUGUGAGGACCGGAACAAUUUUCCUUGGAAUAUGGCACUUGAUGCUGCACGUGCUAACGCUGUCAGUGCUGGCCGUGUUGCUGCGUCACCCCGAGAUGAUGCUUGGCGGCGAGGCCACUAUUGCCCCGCCAGGCAGCGCCGUGAGUGGUGGAGUGGGGGGUGGUGUGCACCCCGCUCCUCUGCCCACUCCGCUCAGCGUCGACGUGGACUUUCAGUCGAACGAUGUGAGGUUGAGCCUGGGCCAGGGGGGUCACGCGCCGCAUCCUAGUAGCAGUAGUCCCUGGGGAGAUUACCACCCGGCCGCUGCCGCACCAGGCCACCAUGCGUUGUUGGCCUACAGGGCCAGGCGCCAGUUGACCUACCAGGACCUGAAUGUUGGCUUCGUGAUAACUUUCUGCACGUUCUCAAUCACUCUGCUGAUGGUGUACGGCGCGAUCAGAGGCAAGCCUUCCUACCUCAUGCCUUUCUUCUGCUUGCAAGUGUUCGACUUCUGUCUUGCUAGUUUGACAGCGCUGGGCUACAUCUUCUUCCUGCCUGACGCUCACCGCAUAGUGGAGACAUGGCCGACUGUGCCCUUCCAGAGCAUGAUGCUCAACAUGGACCGCCAGAGCCUCUGCUUCCUCAUCAUUCUCGUCUUCACCCUCGCCAUGGUUGUCAAGGCCUACUUCCUAGGCGUGGUGUGGGGCUGCUACAAAUACCUGUCACUGCGCAUCCUAGCCGCGCAGCGCACCAUCCACUACAUAGACCCAGAUGUGCAGACCCUGUUGCCCGACUAUGACGCAGCACUCAAGAAGUUCCCACAGCCGCCACCCAGCUAUGCCAGCGCCAUUGCGCUCAAUGUCCCGCCGCAGAUAAGCACUUCCGCUUCCGCCUUCCCACCGCCAUACCCGGGACUGCCGGCCGGCUGUCAGACGGUCAGUGUGGCUGUGACCGGGGCUCCGGCACCCGCCGUCUAAGCAGAUUGCGUCACAAGGUCUCAACUAAAUUCGGCGUCCACGAGUAAAUUGUAGCGGAAAGCCUGUAUCAAGAAAUUUAUUUAUCUGUGGAGUAAAUUGUGGUGGAAAGCCUGUAUCAAAAGAUUUGUUUAAUUUGUGGAGUUCAAUAAUUGUUAACUGUAGCAAAAUGUUUGUUUAAUCUGUGGAGUAAAUUGUUGAGGAUAGCCUGCAUAACUGUAACCAAAAUCUGGUUGAAUUUGUGGAGUAAAUAUGUGAGAAUAACCUGCAUAAUUGUUACAAAAAAUUGGUGUUGAAUCUGUGGAGAAAUCGUGCUGGAGAGCCUGUGUAAUUGAAGAAACGUCUUGACGAAAUUGGUUCAUUUCUAAUUGAUGGAGGAAACUCUGAAAUUGAAGACGGUGCGAAGAAUAAUUGAAGAAUUAUAAUUGAAGAAAAGUCUUGGACCCGGUUUCAAGGACACUUAUUAAAUCUAUUUGUUUAAUGGUACAUUAUUGGAUUUAAUAAGUACCCUAGAAACUGGGAAACAUGUUGAGUUUCUGAGGAUAAAAAUUGUAAUUACCUAUCUUAUUAGAUAGUUCAACCCAAGAAAAUUAUAUUUUAAAAAGCACAUUAUAAACUAGAGAGGAUCAUUCCAUCUAUGCCUGUUGAAAUAUUCAAACUUCUUGUCAUAGUGUAUUUUAGCUUUUUUGAUGAGAAUCAGAGUCGAAACAAUAAAACAUUACUCAAGCAACUCUUUCUUUAUUCAUUAGUGUGUUAAAUAAUAUAAAUAAGCUUUUAGUCCAAUUAAAUUUCUCGAUCAAUUAAUUAUUUCAGUAUAUAUUUUUUAAAAGUUGGCUACAAUUCUAUGACUAUUCGAUUUCUUAUUGAAAUUCAGAGACCGUUUCUAAAACGCACAGGACUAUUUUAAUUACUCUACGAUUUUUCGCAUGAAACUCAUAAAAAAUAUUGCUAAUAAACAGAGAAUCCUAACCAUACAAUGCUAAUUUAUAGGUAUAGACCAUUAAAAGCAUAAUGAGUUUGAAUGGAAAUAUCUAUAGUGGUAAUUGUUGGGAGCGGAGUUAUGUGCUUUUUCCCAAAAAAUAUACACAUGAUAUCAAGAUCAGUAGAGGAACAUAAUAAGUCUAAAAUUCAAUAAAAAUACAAAAGAUAUACCGUAAUUGAAAUGGAAAAGAAAUUAAAAAUAAAUCAAGUAAUGUAAUUAAACAAUAAUUUCAAGAUUAAGAAAAGAAAGGUUAGUACUCUAAUGUGGUUUGAAGGAAUUAUUGUGGACCAUCAGCACUAACUAAAUCAAGUUUUUAAUCAAUUUUUAAAUGACUAUUGAAAGCUACAGGUUUUCCAUAUUUAUUCCGCACAGUCUAUUGAUUAGAAAUUAAAUUAUCUUGACUGUGUGCUUAGUUCUUUAGUGUUCUUCGUGGUUUUUAGAGAUUAAUUGUGCCAAUAUUUUACUCAAUAAAACAAUUUUCUCAAUGCUACAAUAAAACAAUUUUCAACCAUUAAGAGUUUAUACUCUAUAAUAUUUUUUUCAUCCAUUUAUUUCUAUUAAGGUUUUAUAGGGUUGCCUCAGGUUCUAAAUGUAAAUAAUAGUGGUAUGACCCUCACAGAGAUCUUAAUAAAUCAAAACCAAAUAUAAAUGUUCCCGCUAAAUUGUUGAGAUCUUGAACUUAGUACUAAAUCUUUUAAAAAAAAACAAUCUUUGCUACUAUUGUAACUACAAGUAUUAUUCAUUACUUUAAUUCAUCAACUUGUGAACCAUCCAUUCAUAGAUUGUGGGAAUACUGUUUUAUUAUCAUAAAUAGUAUAUAUCCUUAUUUUACUCUUAUAUUGUAAGUAAAUAUUAAGAUGUAUUUUUUUAGCAAUUGAUCUUCGAUUUAGGACUUUUUUAGCUAUAUAGCCUAUAACUAGUUUCAAUCAUGCAUUUUCUUCUCAUUCUAUUUACUCAAAAUAAACUAUUUAUGGAAUCAUUCAUGACUGAAUAAUAACCAAAACUAAAGUAUACUUCAAACAAUGCGAAUCAUUUAUAAAUUCUUCUACUAUAAUAAUAAUAAUAAUAAUGAGUGACCUGGCUGGCUCAGGUCUGGUGUCAAAGUUUCCAGGUCGCAACUGAUCAAUUUCAGGGCCUCUGACAUGACCUAACGACUGCUUUUUAGGCAUUCGGAACCGACAGCUCAACGUGUCCAUAAGAAACACGGGAGUGGCCCGAGAUAAAUAUCUUGCCCGGGCCGGGAUUUGAACCCGGGCCUCUGAAUCACAAAGUCAGCAUCUGAUCCACUCGACUACGGCCACUCCUAUAUUUAUACUUAUACUGUAUUUAUUUAUUUUUAUUUCUACUUUCUCCGUUAUUUAUUUUUCUCAAGCAAUUUAUAAUAAGGGCUUCAAAUUUUAGCAAUUUUCAAUCACUGAUACAAAUAUAUUCAAUAUUAUAUUCAUUGAUCAGUUACUGAAACAGAAGAUAUUUUAUUAAUUUAUGGUAUAUCAUUUUAUAGUUUGAGAACUUUUCGAAAAUCAAUGGAUAAUUGUAAUGGAUUGUCAAAAAUCCUCUCCAAUAUGUCUGUCUAUUUAAAUAUAAAAUGAUACGAGCAACAUUAUUCUCUCUCCAAACAUUAUAAGUCAGCAAAUAGAGUUUUUCUUGGAAUGAAGUAUUUUCUAUCCCCAGUUUAUAACCUUCAACUCAACAUGACCAGUUGACAUCACUCUAUAUUCCCAUAGCCUUGUAUUUCUGUAUAGAUUUUAAUGGGUUAUGAAUCGUAAAAACUAUCAAGUAGAUUACUAUCAUGGUAUACAUUAGUGUUGUUAAUAUUUGAAAUCAGUAGAUUUCAAUUUUGAAAAACCUGGUGGUUAGACUAUCUUGAACUAAAUCUAUUAAAAUAAUUUUGAAUAAAUCAAAUCGUUCCAGUAGUUAGCCAAGGUUUAAAUGUGUAAAGGUUGUUAUUUAUACUGUAAUAAAUUCUACAUGUCAGUCAAAUCCGAGUUAACUCUUUAAGUAUUCUUGUAUUUUAGAUUUGUUUUAAAUAUUGUCGAUAUAUAUGUAGCCAUAACUCGUAUUUCAUUUGAUGGAAAUAGAUAAAUUAUUCUUUAUUCACAUUAGAUUUGUAUUGAUUGAAUUAAAUGACUGUAUCCUGAAUGUGAUUGAGAAAAUAUAUUAUUUUGUUUUGGAAAAUUA